This is a messenger RNA of Prorocentrum cordatum, 1095 nucleotides long. The record is from the annotation of a GenBank genome assembly. NCBI's taxonomy places the organism in Eukaryota, Dinophyceae, Prorocentrales, Prorocentraceae.
CUCUGCCCUCCCUCUCCGCUUCCCUCCGCUUCCCCUCUCCGCCUCUCCGCCUCUCCGCCACCUCUCCCCCUCCCCCUCCCCUCCCCCUUCACCUCCAGCAGCCUUUCCUCCUCGGCUCAAGGGCAAAGUGUUCCCGAGCUGCUGCCCCAGCCUCCGAGGCCGCCGCGUCUGCCUUCGUCGGCGCCGCCUCAGCCAUGCGCGCCGCCCGGUCGUGCGUCGUCGCCGCGCUGGCGCUGCUGGCGCUCCGCAGCAGCCUGACGUUCGUGGCGCCUGGCUCCGCGGGACGACGCGGUAGACCCUCGAAGACGGCGGCCAGGUACACCACGCAGACAAUUUUGCCCGCCCUCGCGUGGAUCAAGACUGGCUUCAAGGAGAGUGACCUUGCCCCAACCGAGCUGAGGGCGGUCAACCUUGGCGGCGUCGACGUGCUGGUCGGCAAGACGGAGGGCGGCAAGCUCUUCUGCGUGGGCAACCUGUGCCCCCACCUCGGCACUCCGAUGAGCGAGGGGGCCGACGUGAUCGGCGACACGAUCGUGUGCCCGCUGCACGGCUCGUCGUGGAAGGUCAACGAUGGUGAGCUGAUCGACUGGUGCCCCAGCCCGCCCAUCAUCGGCCCGCUCACCGGCCUCGUGAUCGAGAAGAAGAAGCUCGCAAUCUUCGAGGCAGGAGCGAUGGGGGCUCGCGAGGCGCACAGGCCCACGCCGCGAAGGCGCGCUCGGGCUUCUUCGGAGGCGACAUCGAGGUGCAGGUGGACACGAACGCGAAGAAGGCGUACGAGGCGGAUUACUGGAAGGGCAUCCUCGACGCUCAGGGCAAGAACGACGGCACGUACUACUGAUGCGGAGCACUCUGUUCCGAAAGGUGAACAGUGAGGGGGGGAGCACGGAGGGGGGGCUGAGGGACGCCUAGUUUUCCGAAUGCAAGCUUCUGCACCCGCCGGCAAGCUGCCCGCCGACGAAGGCAGGCGGCUCGCGGCCCGCGCACGUCUCUUUUUUUUACACUUUGGUGCCGCGGAAAUGGCCUGGCGCAGGGCGCGGCUCGAGAAGGUUGUCUGCGGAGCGGCUGCUCCCGCGUGCCCGGAGAGAAGCCACGUUC